Molecule: messenger RNA, 792 nt
Organism: Lachancea sp. 'fantastica'
Lineage: Eukaryota; Fungi; Ascomycota; Saccharomycetes; Saccharomycetales; Saccharomycetaceae
Source: the annotation of a GenBank genome assembly
AUGCUUGUAAGACGAGUCUUCUCACUGGCUCCGAAAAGCUCGAGAAAUGUUGCGACGGCCGUAAAGAGAGUCGUCAAUUCAAGACCACCUGCGUCUUCCUCUGCCACCAAUGUCGUUGCCAACCCUGUUGCUGCAUCCAACGCCGAGAAUUCAAAUGUCGGAAACAAAUCUGGAGGAUACGGACAGCCUCUCAAUCGCACGAUCAAAGGGUACACAUUAGAGACACCACAGACCAAUGCAAGCAUCGUCAACUCCCAACCACACUCGAGCUCUGAAGUCAACUGGGCUGUCUCGUUUCAGGGCCUGGGGUCCCGUCCAUUUGACGACAAUGUGCAGACAGAAUUGAGCAAGCCACUUGCUCCAGAAGACAUCGAGGUCAAGCCUGACGGCUUGGUGUACCUUCCAGAAAUCAAGUACAGGCGUAUUCUGAAUAAGGCAUUUGGUGCUGGUGGCUGGGGACUGGUACCAAGGUCGGAGACUAUAGUCACUGACAAGCUAGUGACACGUGAAUACGCACUUAUCUGUCACGGGCAGCUCGUAAGCUUGGCCCGCGGAGAGCAGGACUACUUUGCUGAGUCGGGCAUUCCCACUGCCACAGAAGGCUGUAAGAGUAAUGCUCUGAUGAGAUGUUGUAAGGACCUGGGAAUUGGGUCCGAGCUAUGGGACCCCGUAUUCAUCAAACAAUUCAAGAAAACUCAUUGUGUGGACAAGUUUGUGGAGCAUGUAACCACCAAGAAAAAGCGUAAGAUAUGGCUGCGUCACGACCGCGAAGUUGAAUACCCUUAUAGAUAG